UUUUCACAAUUUCCAUGGCUAACCUCUUCAAGAUAUAUACACUUUUUCUAUCCAUCUUCCUCUUUUCUUUCACCAUUUCUUCAACUUCAAUCCAUGACCUUCUCAGAAGCAGGGGACUCCCAGCUGGUCUAUUCCCAAAAAAUGCUGUAAAAUCAUAUGAUCUUGAUGAAAAUGGCCACUUACAAGUCUACUUGGAUAGUCCAUGUGUUGCAAAAUUUGAAACAAGGGUGUUUUUUGAUAGUGUUGUAAGAGCUAAUCUUAGCUAUGGUGGUUUAAUUGGAGUUGAGGGUCUUUCUCAAGAAGAGCUUUUUCUUUGGUUACCAGUUAAAGAUAUCAUAGUUUAUGAUCCUUCUUCUGGUCUCAUCUUGUUUGAUAUUGGUCUUGCUCAUAAACAAAUGUCCCUUUCUCUAUUUGAAGAACCACCUAUUUGUAAUCCUCAAGGAAAUGCAGGUGUGUUAAUGGAGAAGAAGGAAGGAGUCUGGAAUUCAGAUUGAAAGAUACAAAAAUUUUCCAGUCAGUGGAAUCUCUGAUUAAAAAAAAUAAACUUUCAGUUUUGCUAGCUGUGUUCUUUGAUUUUGGGUUUGAUUGAUGAAGGCUUGAAGCUUCAACAAGAGAGAUUUGCAAUGAGAUUCUCAAUUAGGUGCUUGUAGGGUUGUAUAAAGUGGAAACUAACAGUAUAAAGUUUUGGAAAGAGCAAAAUUUUGAA
Solanum verrucosum is the source of this 706-nucleotide messenger RNA. RefSeq lists its product as uncharacterized. Lineage: Eukaryota; Viridiplantae; Streptophyta; Magnoliopsida; Solanales; Solanaceae. The record is from RefSeq and is a predicted model, not a curated record. The transcript has 2 exons. The coding region runs from base 15 to 494 and encodes 159 amino acids.